AAUUCGAUUCCGAAUAACAUUAAUCGAUACAUUUUUCCACCAUCCCUGAGUUUGUGUCAUCUCGUAUUUAAAAGUGCAAUAAAAAUCAAGAGAUUAAGCUCAUGUCGGACAGACUUAUGCCUUUGACAUUGUAACGUAAAUACAACAUAUUGUUGAAUCAAUGGAAUUAUUUAUGUUGUGAGCGAAAACAACAAAAGAUUUCAACUAAUUUUGUGUGUGCGUCUUUGGCCCGUUAUAUAAACUACUUUAACCUUAAAGUCAUAACAAAUUAUAAAAAAACGGUAGAAGUACGAGAAAUUUCAAUUGGAAAAAUCAUGCUAAACAGCGCCAAUAACAAUUUUGUGCAGCAUACUGUGACUGUAUCAACGGAGGGAAACAUGAACGGGUAUAAUCGAAAAUCGCCCCAAAAACGGCGUUAUGAUAUGCCAAAAUAUGCCGUGCCACCGAAAAAGAAAGCUGGAAAAGAACGUGUACCACAACCAAAAAAUACCGUUGCGAUGCUAAAUGAAUUGCGUCAUGGACUGAUAUACAAAUUAGAGUCACAGACUGGUCCGGUGCACGCACCGUUAUUUACGAUCUCCGUGGAGGUGGAUGGACAAAAGUAUAUGGGCCAAGGGCGAAGUAAAAAGGUGGCUCGUAUUGAAGCAGCAGCUACAGCGUUACGAAGCUUCAUACAGUUUAAAGACGGAGCAGUCUUGUCGCCCCUGAAGCCUGCAGGCAACUUGGACUUUACCAGUGACGAACAUCUUGAAAAUGGUAUUGAAAACGUGUCCAAUGAACAAUUAGUUGAACUGAUUCAGACGUUGAUGUUGCCUGAAAUGAAUUCCAACCUUACCUCGCUUGAACAACCCACGUUGCGCCCACAAAUCUUUUGCAUGAGCCACAAUGCUAAUAAAAAUACCAUUGCCGUGGAUGGGCAGAAGAAAGUACCAGAUAAAGGACCUGUUAUGCUGCUGUAUGAACUUUUUAACGAUGUUAAUUUUGAAUGCAUGAAUAUAGACGGUGCUCAAAAUAACUGUAGAUUUAAAAUGACUGUCACUAUCAAUGACAAAAAAUUUGAUGGCACAGGCCCAUCCAAAAAGCUGGCAAAAAAUGCGGCAGCUAAGGCCGCUCUUGCAUCAUUGUGUAACAUCUCCUAUAGCCCGAUGAUGGCACCACAAAAGAAUGCACCUUUGCCAAUAGAUGACAAAUCGUCUUCAAUGGAAUUGCCGCAAAUACACGCAGAUACCAUUGGACGGUUGGUACUGGAAAAAUUUAUGGAGGUUAUUAAAGGGCAAGAAGCGUACUCACGCAGAAAGGUUCUAGCUGGAAUAGUUAUGACAGAGAAUAUGAAUUUUUGCGAAGCCAAGGUUAUUUCAGUUUCGACGGGUACAAAAUGUGUAAGCGGUGAGCAUAUGAGCGUAAAUGGGGCUGUUCUAAAUGACUCGCAUGCUGAAAUAGUAUCCAGGCGUUGCCUCCUAAAGUAUUUGUAUGCUCAACUUGAUCUACAGUGUAAUCAGGCAACAGCAUAUCAGUCGAUUUUCGUGAGGAAUACAGACGGGCAAUACCCCUAUAAACUAAAAUCCGGGGUACAUUUCCAUUUGUAUAUAAAUACAGCACCAUGUGGGGAUGCACGGAUAUUUAGUCCUCACGAAAACGACACUGGUGUUGAUAAGCAUCCAAAUAGAAAAGCACGUGGACAACUUCGUACAAAAAUUGAAUCGGGCGAAGGCACCAUACCAGUUAAGAGCAGCGAUGGCAUACAAACAUGGGACGGUGUAUUACAAGGUCAACGUUUGCUUACAAUGUCCUGUUCGGAUAAAAUCGCACGUUGGAAUAUUGUGGGUAUCCAAGGAUCGCUUCUGUCUUCCAUUAUUGAACCUGUAUACCUGCAUUCCAUCGUAUUGGGUAGUCUUCUGCAUCCAGAGCAUAUGUACCGAGCUGUUUGUGGACGUAUUGAAAAAUCCAUACAGGGACUUCCACCACCUUACCACUUAAACAAGCCGCGUCUCGCAUUAGUAACUUCUGCUGAACCUCGAAAUCAAGCUAAAGCACCGAACUUCGGUAUUAAUUGGACAAUUGGUGAUACUGAAUUAGAGGUGGUUAAUUCACUGACUGGCCGAACAAUCGGUGGUCAAGUGUCAAGAAUUACAAAACAAGCUUUUUUUGAGAAAUUUGGCUUUUUAAUGAAAAAUUUGCCAGGUAUGCCUACUCGAAAAGUUAACAAAGAUUAUGGAGAGACAAAGGCAGAUGUAAAGGACUACCAGACAGCGAAGCAAGAGCUCUUUUCUGCGUUUAAACGAGAGGAUCUUGGCAGCUGGCUAAAAAAACCAAUUGAGCAAGACCAAUUUGGGCUUGUCGAAUGACUGCAUUCAGCGAUACCGUCAGCCGGAUAUAUUUGUAACAGAGUAAUUUUUUUUUAAAAGACAGCAAAAACGGCAAGCAAUUAAUAGAUUUAGAUACUAUAGCUUAUAUGAAUUCUUGCUAUGUAGACUGCAAUUAUAUUUUGGUCCAAUCAGAAUAAAACCGAUUGAAUUCGAUAGAUAAUCCGGUUAUAUAUCGGGACAACAACGACAAAAGUUUUGGUUUAAAUAUUGGAGUAAUGAGAUUUUUUAGUAGAAUAUUUUUAGAAUAGAGUGUAGUACUAUGUAUGCUGGAGCUAAGUAAAUAAGUAUUAUGGCAUCUUACUUAAACGAAAUUAAUUUAUAGUUUAUGAAACCUAUACCUUUAACAACUUCUAAUAAUUAAUUUAUUUAUCUUACAAUUAGUAAUUUUGUUACUUCCCUCCUACCAUAUUUUGUGAGAAAAUGUGUCUAAAAAUAUUUGAAUUAUUUUAUUAAUUACUGUAUGUAUAUUUAUAUUUAUAUUUAAACAUCCAUAUAUACAGUUGGCUU
Drosophila sulfurigaster albostrigata is the source of this 2873-nucleotide messenger RNA. It is a transcript of the gene Adar, whose product is annotated as double-stranded RNA-specific editase Adar. Gene Ontology annotation, molecular function: double-stranded RNA binding; tRNA-specific adenosine deaminase activity; double-stranded RNA adenosine deaminase activity. Gene Ontology annotation, biological process: adenosine to inosine editing; RNA processing. The transcript is spliced from 12 exons. Lineage: Eukaryota; Metazoa; Arthropoda; Insecta; Diptera; Drosophilidae. Bases 315 to 2345 code for a protein of 676 amino acids. The record is from RefSeq and is a predicted model, not a curated record. Gene Ontology annotation, cellular component: nucleolus; cytoplasm.